AUGGCUGCGCUCGUGGGAUCGGCGGCGCUCCGCGCGGGGCGCGGGCUCCGCGGGCUCCGCGGGCGGACGGCGCGCUCGGCAGCCGGGCUCCGGAGCCUGGGAGGGCCCCGCAGGGGCUACGCCCCGGGCCGCGCGGAGAGCACCCCCACCUUUGGGUUUCUGUUGGACGUCGAUGGUGUGCUGGUCCGGGGCCACAAGGUCAUCCCCGCUGCAUUGGAUGCCUUUGCAAGGCUGCUGAACCCGCAGGGGCAGCUCCGGGUACCCGUGGUUUUUGUCACCAAUGCUGGAAACAUCUUACAACACAGCAAAGCCCAGGAACUGUCAGCCCUGCUGAGAUUUAAGGUGGAUCCAGACCAAGUCAUUCUCUCUCACAGCCCCAUGAAGCUCUUCUCGCAGUUCCACAACAAGCGGAUGCUGGUGUCUGGCCAGGGGCCUCUGGUGGAAAUUGCCCGAGCACUAGGCUUCCAGGACGUGGUGACGGUGGAUGAGCUUCGGAAGGCCUUCCCAGUGCUGGACAUGGUGGACCUGGCAAGGCGGCCAAAGACCACGCCCCUUCCGAGGAAUGACUUCCCGGCCAUUGAAGGGGUGCUUCUCCUUGGGGAGCCAGUCCGCUGGGAGACGAGCCUGCAGCUCAUCAUGGAUGUCCUCCUCAGCAAUGGGAGCCCAGGAGCUGACCAGGCACGGGUCCCCUACCCCCACCUCCCGGUGCUGGCCAGCAACAUGGAUCUCUUGUGGAUGGCAGAAGCCAAGAUGCCCAGGUUUGGCCACGGCACCUUUCUGCUUUGCCUGGAAACCAUCUACCGGAAAGUGACGGGCAAGGAGCUGAGAUACGAGGGCCUGAUGGGCAAGCCCAGCAUCCUUACUUACCAGUAUGCAGAGGACCUGAUCAGGCAGCAGGCGGAGAGGCGGGGCUGGGCCGCCCCCAUCCGGAAUCUCUACGCCGUGGGUGACAACCCUAUGUCUGACGUGUACGGUGCCAACCUCUUCCACCAGCACCUGCAGAUGGCGAAGCAUGGCAGGGCACAAGAGCCAGAGGCCCGUGGCCUGCGGAAGCAGCAGCCCUCGGCCACCCAGAGCUGCACCUCCAUUCUGGUGUGCACUGGUGUGUACAGUCCCCAGGACGUAGGGUCCGCUGAGCUGCAUGCGGGCGCCGAGGGCGUGGAGCCUCCGUUCCACGGGCACAGGGACUUUGGCUUCAGUCUGGGGCUCAUGGAGGCGUCGCACGUUGUGAAGGACAUCAGCGAGGCGGUGCAGCUGGUCUUCCACCGGGAGGGCUGGGCUGGGUAGCGAGUGGGCGCUGGGGCAGGAGAGGCCCAAACCACAGGGGGAACCCUGUCCGCCAGACUCCCUCGCCCAGGACUCAGAGUCACAGCCUGGCGCUCUGGCCAGGAACAGCCAAGGGCAGCACUCGCGCAGACCCAUGGAGGUGAAAUUGCCACGCACCUCUCCGUGCAGUCUGCCCUCUUGCCAGUCCCUUUACCUCUGUGCCUCAGUUUCCUCCUUUCAGUAGGGACUUCUGAAAAGGGAAGCAGCCUGGAAUCAUGUGGAGGCUUCUGGAGACUUGGCUCUCACUGAAGCAACCACUGCAUGACAGCAAGGUGUGUCACCUAAUGUGCUAGUUUUUACUAUAGUUUAUUGCCCAGGGAU
Perognathus longimembris pacificus (Pacific pocket mouse) is the source of this 1647-nucleotide messenger RNA. RefSeq names its product haloacid dehalogenase like hydrolase domain containing 5 (gene Hdhd5). The coding region runs from base 1 to 1287 and encodes 428 amino acids. Lineage: Eukaryota; Metazoa; Chordata; Mammalia; Rodentia; Heteromyidae. The record is from RefSeq and is a predicted model, not a curated record. The transcript has 8 exons. Gene Ontology annotation, cellular component: mitochondrion. Gene Ontology annotation, biological process: glycerophospholipid biosynthetic process.